AUGGAAUUGGACGAAAUUGAGGCCGAUCUAAUAAACAAGGGAACUGAGAAGUCAAAACGCUUUCCUGACCGUGAUAAUUGGUCCAAUAGCUUUGAGUACCUGUUAAGCUUAAUUGGAUUUACCAUUGGACUAGGAAGUAUAUGGCGUUUUCCAUAUCUCUGUUUGAAAAAUGGUGGAGGAGCAUUUCUGAUACCGUUUUUCUUCUUCACACUGCUAUGUGGAGUCCCUCUCUACUUCCUGGAGCUGUCACUUGGACAGUUUUCAGGACGGAGUGCAGUGCUGGCUUGGUCACUCUGUCCAUUGUUUGAAGGUAUCGGAUAUUCUGUGACCAUGUUGAGCAUGCUUGGCGCCUGGUACUACGGUCCGGUAAUGGCAUGGGUGCUGUUGUAUAUAGGGUACUCGUUUUUCCCGACUCAACCCUGGUCCACGUGUGACAAUAUAUGGAACACUGAUGCGUGUGUUGUCCUGAGGAUGGGAAAUCCGACUGGAACGAACAACUCCACGGCGAUCACAUCUCUGAAGGCGAAUACGUCAAAGACGAACGAACAGGGGUUCUACCCCACUGCUGCAACCGAAUUUUGGCGGUACGUAGACUGA
Messenger RNA from Mizuhopecten yessoensis (Yesso scallop), 597 nucleotides. Its product is annotated as sodium- and chloride-dependent GABA transporter 2-like. Lineage: Eukaryota; Metazoa; Mollusca; Bivalvia; Pectinida; Pectinidae. Gene Ontology annotation, biological process: sodium ion transmembrane transport. The record is from RefSeq and is a predicted model, not a curated record. Bases 1 to 597 code for a protein of 198 amino acids. The transcript is spliced from 3 exons. Gene Ontology annotation, cellular component: membrane.